This is a messenger RNA of Trichoderma aggressivum f. europaeum, 468 nucleotides long. RefSeq lists its product as uncharacterized. Gene Ontology annotation, molecular function: serine-type endopeptidase activity. Bases 1 to 468 code for a protein of 155 amino acids. The transcript is spliced from 2 exons. The record is from RefSeq and is a predicted model, not a curated record. NCBI's taxonomy places the organism in Eukaryota, Fungi, Ascomycota, Sordariomycetes, Hypocreales, Hypocreaceae. Gene Ontology annotation, biological process: proteolysis.
AUGAACCACGCAAUUGACAACUGGAAUGUAGACAUCAUCUCUUUGUCAUUCGGGUGGCCCUUCACGGAUUUUGAACAUUACAAUGAGCUUGAGGAUGCUAUCGACAAGGCAUACAGUAAGAAAAUUCUCAUAUUUGCCGCCGCUUCUAAUAGUGGUGGCCGACUUGGGCGAGCCUAUCCUGCAAGCAGUUCGCAGGCUAUCUGUGUCCAUUCAACCGACACCUGGGGAACUCCAUCAGGCUUUAGUCCAACCGCCGAGCCCGACAAUCUUAAUGUUGCAACGGUUGGCGAGUCAAUCGAGUCGGCAUGGCCGAUGCUGCUUUGCCACGACAAGAUAACUCCACACAGGGAUUGCGGCUUUCCUGUUACAGUACGCAAGGCUGCAUUAACCAGAGAGAGCUGCAUCAGCUCUCAAAAGAAAGGAAAAGAUGGAGGCAUUGCUGAAGAGAUGCGCCAGGCGAGGACCUAA